This is a messenger RNA of Suillus paluster, 1080 nucleotides long. RefSeq lists its product as uncharacterized. The record is from RefSeq and is a predicted model, not a curated record. The transcript has 2 exons. Lineage: Eukaryota; Fungi; Basidiomycota; Agaricomycetes; Boletales; Suillaceae. Bases 365 to 946 code for a protein of 193 amino acids.
CAGCAAUCUUUAACAAAAUCAUAAUGCUACCGCGUCUUCUUACACAACGCUUUCGAAGUUUUUUUUUUCCAAAAUACAUCGUCAUCACCCGCAGCAGGUUCCGAUAUUUCAGUAUAGCACGUCCUGAAGUUGUAUCUGCGGACCCUUCGGCAGCGCCUCGGUCUCCAUACAAACAUGUCCACGUUAACGCAGAGGGCAUCGAAGUUGAACUAGCAUUUGUUGAGGAGCCGUUAGCAAUUCCUGCCCAGCAAGGGCAUGACUAUCUUCGUGUCGAAUUCACCGGGUCAAUAGAUCCAGAGAACUGCUUCAAAAAUCACCCGCAAGCUCGGGUGGGGCAUGAACUCCAGUAUCUGGAUGGCGUUCGAUGAGACAAAUAUGUCCCGGUCAAAGCUUUGAAAGGAUAUUCAACUGGUCUGGCCGAACGAGGCAUAAUGUUGGAGCUACCUGCCCUCGAACGCUCAACUCUUGCAUCUCCGCCAUCCGACCUCACGUCCAGUUACUGCCUUCAUCUUCUCGCUUUUUCCAAACAACCUGGCAAAGAUCGAGAUGGGAACUAUCUAUGCUUCGUCACGGACAUUUUGGGGGAGACGUCAAAUCACUCCAGAAGGAGGUGGCUCGUGGAGAAGGCUUGCCUCUACCUCUUGUAAAGCACAUCAUGUCGCACACUUUGUGUGGUCUCGCGCGUAUGCACGAACUUGAGAUAGUGCAUACGGAUCUCGAGCAGGGCAAUAUCAUCUUUGAUAUGGGUUCGCUCACACAGGCUGAUAUUGCAGUCUUCAUCGAAGCGAAUCCAGCUCGACGCCACCCUCCAGAACAGUGCUUGAGUUGUGUUGUCCAGGCCGCCGUCUCUCAACCCUUACCGCUACCUUCGCUUGCUGAGGCCAUGACACACAAUUACAUCGUUGCAGACUUCGGCAGCGAUGAGGAACAGUUUGUGAUCAUAUGAUAGAGUUCUUGAUUCUAAAACAGUUAUGAUCGGCCGGCAGGAACGGCGGACUGAUGGGGGUACGCCUCACAUCAGGGCAUUCGUGCAUCCAGAGAUGACAGGGACACUGGGGGUUCCCUAGACUAGAACGAAUG